AUGACUGUCGACACAAUGGACUCAAGCAAGAGCAGCGGAGAUGAAUCCGCUGUCAUUGUGACACCCACAGAUACAGAGCCUCAGAAGGAGGAAACAACAUCAGAGACAAAGCCCCAAGACACAAAGACAGAAGAAAUCAAGACUGAGGAGACAAAGACUGAAGAGUCCAAGACGGAAGAGUCCAAGACAGAUUCCAAGCCAGAACCCGAAGAAGAAAAGAAAGAAAAGAUCAUCGUCGGUCUCCUCACAGAAAGCAAAGACCUCUACGCCAAAUUCGACAAGAACGGCUCCCGUUCAUGGACAGACAAGUACCCAGACGACCUCGAAGAGGCAGCAGAGAAUGAAGAAACCCAAAAAUACGCAGUCAUCAUUCGCAAGGUGAAGCCCAAGGAGGCCGACUCCAACAAGCCCCUUGACAUCGACAGUAUCGUUGUUCAGUCCCCUUACCUUAAGCGUGCGCUCGGAAAGGUCUUUGAUGACUACCCCGGUAUCAUCACCGACGUCACCCGUCUCAAGUUUUCAGCCCCUUUCCACUGCUUUGUUCAUCGCUGGGAGCGAUUUACAGAGGCAAAUGAUGACGCUAGCUGGGACGACAUUACUCGGGAGCACGUUACGCUGUUGCACAAGAUCUUGGAGGAGGAGCUGGGUGAGAUUAUCCAGCUCAGGAAGGAUUACUUCAAGAACCGCGCUGUCGCAUUCGAGCACGCUUGGGCACUCUUCUCCCCUGGUUGCACAGUAUGGGGUAGCGUCCGAGGAAAGCCUGUCGCUGCUCGCUUUGACUCAGGAAACUAUGUCAAGACGCAAUGCGGUUUGGUGUACAGUAUGAGCUGCAAAGGCAUCGACUGGGAUGGAAAGAGCAUGGGCUGGGCAGACGUGAACAUGCAGAUCAGAGACUUUACCGGCACAGUCCCAUUCUCCAACCUUGCCUGCUACCCCCUCGAGUAUCACCCCAAGCCUGAAGCCGCUCGUGAGCUCCUUCUCCAGCGUGGUCGCAAGUUCGAGAGUCUUGCGGGCUAUCACUACAAGGCCUACAGCGGCACUGCCAUCUGGCAUGUGUCCUCUACCAAGUCUCGCCAGGAGAACGUCAACUCCCGUAUCGUGAUUGAUGGAGCCAACUGGGAGAAGCUGAACCCUGAUCAUAUGAUCUGGAUGAACUACCUCUGGAACGAACAGGAGGUUGCGGAAAACGCUGCGGACAGCGAUGAUGAAGGCGGUGAUAACUACUCGGAGUACGGCUCUGACGCAGUGAAGCCUGAUGUUGACGCCAGCUCCCGUUUGGCCUUGACAGAGGAGCAGCUCAUCAUGACAUCUCCCAUUGUGCGAGGCUAUGCCCUCAAGAACAAGCGAUGGAUGGAGUUCUACAUCGAUGACGUGACAGACGUCAAGUUCAACGACCAGGCUUUCGACUCUCUUGUUCUUCCCGAGGAUCAGAAGGAGCUUAUCCUCGCUUUCGCCCAGAGCCAGGUCAAGUUCAAGAACGUAUUUGAUGACAUUAUCUCUGGCAAGGGCAAGGGCAUCAUCAUGCUUCUGUCGGGUGGCCCCGGUAUCGGCAAGACACUGACUGCCGAGUCGGUGGCGGAGGAGAUGAAGGUUCCUCUGUACAUCAUGAGCGCAGGUGAUCUAGGCAGUGACGCGUACGAUAUCGAGGAGAACCUUAAUCGCAUUCUCGAGAUGGUGGCCAACUGGAAUGCUGUCCUCCUUCUCGACGAGUGUGAUGUCUUCCUCGAGGCUCGAUCAGCACACGACAUUGAGCGUAACCGCAUCGUGUCCAUCUUCCUCCGCACGCUGGAAUACUACGAGGGAAUUCUCUUCCUCACAACCAACCGUGUCAAGGACAUGGACCAAGCUUUCCACAGCCGAAUCCACAUGUCGCUCGAGUAUCCCGCCCUCGACGCCUCAGCACGUGAGUCUGUCUGGCGAGGAUUCUUGAGCCGUGCCAUCACCUUGCAAGCUACUGCCGAAGGUGACUCGGCGCAUACUAUCACAGAGGAGGAGAUCAAGGCUCUGGCCGGGCUGGACCUGAACGGACGACAGAUCAAGAAUGUGCUCAAGACGGCGAACUUGUUGGCUUGCCACAAGGAGGAGAAGCUGGGAUUCAAGCACUUGCGGAUUGUUUUACGGGUUGAGGGACAUUCGUUGUAA
This is a messenger RNA of Fusarium graminearum PH-1, 2142 nucleotides long. RefSeq lists its product as uncharacterized. Gene Ontology annotation, molecular function: ATP binding; ATP hydrolysis activity. The transcript has a single exon. The record is from RefSeq and is a predicted model, not a curated record. NCBI's taxonomy places the organism in Eukaryota, Fungi, Ascomycota, Sordariomycetes, Hypocreales, Nectriaceae. Bases 1 to 2142 code for a protein of 713 amino acids.